AUGCCUAUGGAAUUCCUAAAUGAGGCUGGAUUAGCACUGAUCCCACACUUGGAAUGCGUGAUGACUACCCACCUAUCAUCUAAAUGCAAUUUUGAGUUGUUUGCUGAGUACAUGCUAAUAAAAGAGUAUGAUAUUCAACAAGAAAUAAAAUCGUUCCAGAGCACAAUGUCUCAGGUUACGACUGGAUCCGACUUCACCCGCUUCUUUGAAUCGCAUAAAAAUGUGAUAGACGCAAAAAUGAGUGAGUUUCAGGAAAAGGAUAGUGGAUGGACCUUGACACGAAUUAUUAGGCUGGAGCUUAAUGUUUAUAAAUGUGAUCCGACAAAAGGAUCUAAUCAUUUUGAGCUUCCGCUUAAAUUAAAAAAUAGAAAGGCAGUUGUUAAUGUACAUAACAAAGAUGCCUUCUGUUUUAAGUGGGCAAUUAUAUCAGCUCUCAAACCAAUAAGUAGAUCAUACCAUUGUAAUAGUUAUGGUGUUGAGAUUACGUCACCAAUAAUUGAGGUGAAUAACAUAAGGAUUGACUUCAAUGGAUUAUCAUUCCCGAUGGAAAUUCGAAAAAUAAAAGAGUUCACUAAACGAAACCCUCACAUAAGUUUAAAUGUGUUCGGGUAUGAUGAGGAAUCUGAUAAAAUAAUUGGACCACUUUACUGCGAUGGAGUGGAAAUGAGAAUCCACAUUAAUUUAUUAUUCGUCGACGGACCAACGGCGGGUAUUCAUGGACACUAUGUAUGGAUUAAAAAUAUUUCAUCUCUACUUGCCAAACAACUGGGUAAACAUCGAGUUAAGCGUUGGUUCUGUAAUCAAUGCUUACAAUACUCGACGAGUGAGGAGAGGGCGGCUCAACAUACAUUGAGAUGUAGUCGGGUGGUUACCGAGGGACCAAGGAAGGAUCAGAAGAUCACCUUUAAAAAUCAUCACCGUCAGUUGGAGGUUCCGUUCGUCGUGUAUGCAGACUUUGAAUGUAUAUUGGAACCAGUAUCAUUAGAUGUAAGUGUAAACACGAAAAUUAUUAAUAAGCAUGUCCCAGUAGCAUUUGCAUACUACAUAAAGUGUGCAUUUGACUCUGGCUUAGAUAAGUUUGUUUCGAAGACAGGAGAUGACUCAUAA
Messenger RNA from Drosophila nasuta, 1107 nucleotides. RefSeq lists its product as uncharacterized. The transcript has 3 exons. The record is from RefSeq and is a predicted model, not a curated record. Lineage: Eukaryota; Metazoa; Arthropoda; Insecta; Diptera; Drosophilidae. Bases 1 to 1107 code for a protein of 368 amino acids.